GACUUCAUUGAAAGUCCUCCCAGCAGUCUAAGCAUUGGCAGUCAGGAGUCCUUCGGCAAAUUACCUACUGACCAGCAGCAGGUUAGCAUGCCACCUGCCGGACAGCAAGACCAUAGUCUUUCAGAUCCUCACCAUAGUCCGGAUGAGGCAGAUACCGUCACUGUUAAUUGCAGCAGUGGCGACAGACCGGCCAAGAAACAAUCCUCUCGCAUUGGUUAUAGCCUGGGCCGAAUCUUUCGCAAAGCCACUCCGAGCACGUCAGCUUCCGCGUUAGGCAUAUCCACUGGCGGAAUGUCCACUAACGCCAACAAUUCUGCCUUUAUCGCCCCUACAUUUACAUCACACACUCAGUCUUCAACUGGAAUUCCCACCCUCAGUGCGGCAAAUGUAUAUCAACCUCAUCAUCAUCAUCAUCAUCUCCUGCACCACCAUCUGCCCUAUCUGUAUUCACAGCAACCCCAACAACCAGCACAAAUGAUCCACUAUCACCCAGGCACCGGCAUGCUCAAUACGAAACGACAGUUACUCCAACCAGCAAAUGAUCCAUCUACUGGUAGAGCCUAUACGCAUCCUGCCUACCUUCACCAACAUCACAUGCACCAUAUGCAUCAUCUUCAUCACCACCAUUUGCAGUCUCAUCUGACGGGUGGACCCUUAGAACGGCUGAUGGGCACGAAUUCUUCCUUCCAGACAGAGUGUGGGGCUUUGGCAGCAAGCGGUUUUGAGGUCGAAGGAACUGCAAAAGCACGAAAGCCCGCUUGUUGGCCAGUAGAAGAGAUUCAAGGUGUGGGAGAGAAAGAAGGUUCAGCAGUUGUAGAACCGAAUCAGCGAUUUCAGGCUGAUAGCCUGCAGGUAGACAGAUCAGCAUGGCAAUGGGGGCCUGCACAGGCCUACCCGGGUUCGCCUUCCCCUCAGAAGGGUCAUCACGAAGCUGCACGUGGUAGUUUGAUUAGGCUUUUUAACAAAGCCAUGCUGUAUCUAUUUCUGUAUUUAACUGGCCAAUAA
Messenger RNA from Protopolystoma xenopodis, 1005 nucleotides. The record is from the annotation of a GenBank genome assembly. Lineage: Eukaryota; Metazoa; Platyhelminthes; Monogenea; Polystomatidea; Polystomatidae.